GCGAUUUAUAGUAGGUUUGCUGGUGUUAUUCAGAUACACACUUACAAAUAUAAAAAAAUAUUUAGAAAUAUAUUCAUUUGUGAAUCAAUCAUUAAAAUUGAUUACGGUUAUUAACAGGCUAUAUAGACACGUCCCAACAAAGCGAAAAUAGAGAUUACCAUCCUUUCAUAAGCACGUGGACUCACCUGGUGGCACCUGAAGACCAUGCUAUUGUUAUGAACAUUUAUCUUUAUGAAGACAACCUUUACUGUUUUUCAAGAAAUUUUUUAAUAAUAAUACAAACGGAUUCAAAUGCCAUACAAUACAAUGCCUGUGCUCUACAAAAAUAUUCAUCCACUGAACCUGUUAUUUACCACGGAGGUGUACGUGUACAGUACAAAAGUUUCACCAAAUAUGACCGGCCCUUCUUCAGAAUACAGUUCUCGUUCCACCACGUGUCGGCACUACCUGUUCAGCUGUCUGACGGCAGGUGGAACUGCUCGGCCGUGCGAUGGGAGGACAUGCAGCAUCACUUCCCGUGUAACUUUGUGUCUAACUGUGUGGGCGGCGAAGAUGAAGCUGGAUGCUGGUCAGGUGACAGCACGUGCAGCCCGGGGACAUUCCAGGCUGAUGGCCGCUGCUUUUCACUUACAUUUUUAGAUAAGGAAGAAAUAACUUGGAUCAAUGCACAUGAACAGUGUCAGAAGCGAGGAGGACAGUUGCCGAGUCUGAGCACCAGACAGGUGUGGGAAUCUGUGACAGACAUUUUGGUGAGGACUGACAAAUGCACUUAUUUGUUCAUGGGCGCCAGGUCAGCUUCUCCGACAAUAUCCGUGAUGUAUAGAAACAGCUGGAUGUGGUCAGACGAUACAAUCGCCCAUUUCUUCAAACUGUCUGCACUGUGGCUUCUUCCUCUUAAUAUUGACUUUUGCACGUCUUUGGGGAAUGUAUCUAUAAACUACAAAACAAGUAAACUGAUGAUGGUCACGUGUCAAGAAACCUUUGUUGUUUCUUGUCUUUUGUGUGAGAUCCAUGGAACUUUAAGUCCCUAUGAAAACAAUGAACUGCCAGAGAUCAGAACAACAUCAAGUUUAAUUUUCAUCCAGGUCAAGAAUUGUAUAUUUUAUACGAAUGUUGUUAUUGCUUUGCUACACCGCAAACAGCACAAACAAAACAUGCAGAAAUAA
Molecule: messenger RNA, 1166 nt
Organism: Pomacea canaliculata
Lineage: Eukaryota; Metazoa; Mollusca; Gastropoda; Architaenioglossa; Ampullariidae
Exons: 2
Coding region: 216-1166 (316 amino acids)
Source: RefSeq, a predicted model, not a curated record